GAAGCCAAACUUUUGAACAAUCUUGUUCAUCGUAACAUUGUAGAGUUUAAACGGAUCUGUGACGACGAGUACGCGCUACUGCUAGAAUAUGUAUAUUUUGAUUUUAAGCCGUUCGGUCUAAGGGCUAAAGUGAACUGUUUGGCGGAUCUCCUCUUGAACUUGGACAAAAACUCGUGCGCAAACAUAGACAAACAAGUGUUUUAUCGGGCAGCUAGCGACGUCGCGUCUGGACUACAAUACCUACACGAAAGUGGCAUUACUCACAGAGAUUUAAAGUCUGCCAAUAUUUUAGUCUCAAACCAGCAUUAUUGUCAGCUAACCGACCCUGCCAAAAUUGAAGAAAUCAGCCAUAAGACACCUUUGAUUUGCAAACUUACAGAUUUUGGAGAAAGCAGAUCGCAAGAUAUUCGCACCAACACUAUUCUUUAUUCCAAGACAAAUCAAGUUAACAGGGGAACUCCGGUUUUCAUGGCUCCGGAACUUUUAGUAAACGAUUUUCAGUUGCCUGCCGCGUCAGUUGAAGAUUUAAAGAAAGCAGAUAUAUGGGCGUAUGGAAUGGUGUUGUUCAAUUUAAUAAAUCCUGGUUUGAAGCAUCCUUUUCAGAUCAAUAUAAAGAUGAAGCAGGCUGGAAAAUCCCUGGAAGAUUUCUUGAAGGCGAAACAAAAGCCAAUAGCCCAGGAGAAAUAUGUAUUAAAGCAGAGUAAUGAAUGGAAGCGUCUUGCGGAAAUCUACGAAGCCUGCACAGAAUUCGAGCCAUCAUUAAGGCCAAGUGCUAAGGACGUUUUUGACAGUCUACAAGUUAAUUUGAAAAAUCAAUUUCAGUCAGUUGAGAAAACAACGCCAACGGAGCAAAUAAGCAGGUACGUAGCCAUUGUAUUAGUAUAUUCUAGGACUAACUAUAUAGUUUAAACUAUAUAAUUAUACAGUAUUACUUCCGAGGUAGUCAGAGUCUGCGCGGUAUUUUUGUUCAAAAAAAUUUAACUUUUUGCCAGCAGGUGGUAUAGUCUUUUGACCCCCGUGUGCUCUAUAAGUUUGAAAGCUCUUAACUUCGGUUCAGUGUACGCUAUCAAGAUAAACGUACAACCGUUCGAAUUUUCUAGUUUAUAUCAGCUCAGUCGUCAGCUAAAUUUCUGUAGACUAGUAGACAACAUAAAUCAUAAUACGCGGGAUUCAUAACCUGCGUGAAAGUAAAUUAAAUAUAUAAUUUCGUUGAUAACUUUUCUUUUGUGAAAAGUCUUGUUUUGGCAAUACCACCAUCGAAAUCGUCGUCAAAAUCUCUCUUCAUAGAUAUAUUUCCUGGUCCAUAACUUCAAAAUUCAAGGAGAACCGGCAGUUUUGGUAAUUUCGACUGUGUUGCUAAGGUGUCAAAAUAUAAUUUUUGCCGACGCCGAAUCUAGAGUACUACUGUACUAGUAGAGACUAUGAUUUUGUCGGUUACUAAUUUCAGUGUAUUUUAUAUCAAGAUCAAACUAGACCAGCCUCAGAAUCAGCAUGCAAAUACUAGUAAUAUAAGCUAGAUUUUUGUAGUAUAGAACAUAAUACAAGCGAUUCAUAGCCGUUUGAAACUAUAACACCUAAUUAUAUAUUCAUAACUUUUCUUCGUCUCGUUUUUCGUUCAUAUCUUUUUCGUCUGUUAAAUAUCUUGUUUUGGAAAUACAACCAUUGAAAACGCUGACAAAUUAUCUCGGUUUAACAGCCAGUAAUGUCAGUAAUACACUUAAACUUCAUGAUAUUAUUGCUCAAAACGAUGUUUUACUACACAUCGAGCCACCUCAAUAUUUCAUUUUGUGGGGAAGGGGGGGGGGAGGGGGAUUUCUAAAAAAAGUUCUGAAUUACCACAUAAAUCUGAAUAAAAUAGGGUCAGGGGGAAUUGAUCCAAAUAAAAAAAAAUCCUUGGAAAUUCCUCUGAUGGUGAAAACAAAAGAUUUAUGGUUGGAAAUGGAAACCUAAAUUUAAACAUUCUGUUCUAUGUUUAACAUUCUGUUCAACAAGUUCUAUGUUUUCUGUGCGCAAUCUAGUGAAUCUUUCAAAGUGCAGAGGCCGCAUCAUGACACAUCUGAUGAGUUCGAUGAUGAUAAUGAUAUCGAAAUACUACAUGAAAAUCAAGUUGAACAGGUGGUGUAUUAUAUAGCUUUAUAUCUUAGACUGAUUAUAGAUUCAUAUAAAUCGUAUAAGACUAAAUCUUAUAGCUCAUCUGGAAGACUGUUAUUUUCCAUAGUUUUUACAGCUCGAACAGUUUUUGUACUAAAAGAAAUUUUUGUACUAUUUUAACAUUUUCCUUUCGACAUAGAUAACGAUUGACGACUCGCCUGACGACAGCGAUACUUGCCAAAGUGAUUUGAAUGAUUUCAAUAAAAAGUAAGUAUACGCUAUACGUACACAAUCAGACUUUAAUUUUUAAUUCUUCCUUCGGCAGGGAUAAAUAUACAAAUCAUGAUUUAAAAAAUUGUUUCAUGAAAUAUAUCAAUGCUCCCCCAUGCACAAUAAAAUGAAUGUAAUCUUAGUUCUUGCCUAUAAUGGGCACGUAUACUCGUACCAUUCGGAAAUUGAUUUGAUCGUAUAGAUUUGACUUGUAUCUCUUUCUAACUCUCAAGAAAAAUGGUUGCAGAUGAUGUGGAGUCUGAUAGUUCUAAGACAUCGGAUUCGGAUAUUAGCAAUGACAGUUUACCACCUGCUUUUGACAAACCAACACAAAGCAACAGGUAAAUCUUGCAUGUUAUUCGGUAUAAUGUAUCUGAUGUAUAUAAGGAUUAAUUCGCCUGAUGCAACAAACACAAAACUAGGGGACCACCAAAAUAUGUUUGGAGACUGUCGGCGUCAACUACUGUUGGAAACUGCAAACUCUAAUGUAGCAACCUUGUAAGUACACAGCUCACAUUUUAUUUGCACUUGUCUUGCAUAUGGCGAAUUUGAUUAUGAACCAAAUAUUUGUCUUAAAAAGAGCAAAAAUCAGAUUGAAAUUGCACAAAAAUAAGGCUAGGGCGCUCAACAAUACAAAACAUUUCUGAGGGGAGGAUCCCCAUUUGCAUAAAGAAACACACCCCCCCCCCCAAAUGUGCAUACUUCGAAAAGUUACACCACUUUUUUUCCAUAUAUGUCAUAGUGAAGUCUCUAUCAGCAAUUGGUCGGUCUGAUAACAACACCCCCACCCCCCACCCCAGCUAAACUCUUCUCUCGAUGCUUAUGUCGAUGUCAAUCCGACAGUUGCAUAUUCUUUGAUGGCGUUUAGACUUCCAGGACAGCAUUAUAAUGGGGACGAAUCUCUCCCGGUAUACGAGUGGACAACGACAAUUAAAUGUCCAGCCGAAAUUCUGGAAACACUCCUGAAGCCGAUUGACGAUACUUUGAUAUGCAAGAAGGUUCCAACUGCUAUUCAACACAACGCAUGCUUUCUACUCGACCGAUCAUCACUGAAAAACGACAACGACUGGAAGUGCGACGAUCUGGGUUCGUGGAAAAACAACGGUGUUCAACGCCAGCGUUUUUGCCUUGAUGAAGGAGAGGUGUUGCCAGUUGACGUCGACGAUCCUUUGAAGGAAGGGAUACAGUAUAUCGUCAAAAGAACAUAUUUCAAGAAUAAUUCUGCUCCUGAUCUAAAAAAGUGUGCCUCGUUUAUAGAAGGUAAAAAAGCAGCAAUGCUUGUGCUUCACACAAAUUAACAGGAUAGCCCAUCCAUUAUGCUUCAGUCAAUUGACAACACAGCCCCCAACCCCCGGGAUAUAGCAGGGAAUUUAACAUCAACAAAGUGUUAAAAAAACAUUUAUUUAUUUAUAAAAAUUCUUUAUACAGGCGGCCAAUAUCACAUAAUGUGGUUUUCAAAAGGGUCCUGUGUAUAUACAUUAUUUCUCCCGUCCCUCGGGCUAGUCUGUUAAAACCCCGGCAUAGCCGGGAUUUAGUGGGAGAUCUUAGAGGGAGCGAGAGAAGGACUGAGGUUUAAAAGACUGCCGGUCAAAAUAUUCUUGAUAUUGAAAAAUUGAGAAUGACAUAUUGAUAUUUUAAUAAUGCCUCAGGACUUUGGUGCGUGUCAAAUUACCAAUGCAACUUAAGUUAUAAAAGGUAAAGUUUAUCCAAACAAUGGAAAUGACGAUGCCUGAUAAUAUUUGAGUAUUGAAAGCAACGGAUGGCUAAAGAUUGAACACUUUCUUGUUUUUAUUGACUCGCCCCAGUCCACAUCCUUUAAACCCCUGGUUUAAAUCCCGGCAUAAUUUAUACGGCCUUCAACCAAAAUCGUCGCUGAUUGGUCAGUUGUGUUUUUCCUUAGCAACGGGAUAGCAACCGAACUGGCGAUGAAAAUUUAGUGUAUUUUCUCGCCUUUCCUUGCUCAAAUUUGAGCCUUUUAAGUUUUUGUACAAGAUAGCACAAGUUUUAAUUCCCGACAACAAUAGUUUGUUUUUAUUUUCCUAUAUCACGAGGAGAAUGUUUUGAAAUAAUAUUUAUCGAAAUAAUAUAUUAAAAUUGCAUCCAAAUUCACAAAUUAAUAUACUAAAAAUGACUUAUACGACGCCCUCCCGGGCAUAGUACGUUGUUAAAUAGCGUUAAAUCCCCGCUAAAUUUUGUUAAUUCCCCGCAAUGUCCCGGGGGUUGGGGGGCCAUGGUGUCAGUUGACUGAAGCAUUAUGCGAAAAUGUAGAAAGUUUUGCGAAAUCAUGCAUAUCAACAUUUGUAGUUUUGUGAAGAUAAGAUCAUGAAAAACAGUGAUGAUAAUGGGAACAUAUGUAAAAAACGUAAUAAUUCAUAGUUUCUUCGCCCAUAGCUAAAUUUUGUAAAAAGGUGUUUCAAAAACUGUCAUUUGCAUAGAAUGUAUGUUAUAGCGUCUUUCCAUCGCGAGCAAUCAAUGACAUGAAAAAUCUCAGAAAUAUUACUCAUUUUUUGGCAGGUUUCCCCAGAUGGAUUUUCAUUCAGUAUCUCUUUGACGGGAAAGAGCAUUCAAUCGAACCCAUGGUGCAUGGAAACUGCAAGAGAAAACACUCUACUCCUUAUGUAAGAAUCAAGGAGAGCACAGUAAGCACGUUGAAAAGUAAAUCCUUGUCUCAAACUCCAAAGAACGCAUAUCAGGAUGCUCAAGAGGAGCAAGGUGGCGUAACGAAGGCUUCCUCAAUCAGUGAUCUACCCCGAAAUCGUGCACAGGCGAAAUACCACAGGCGCGGACAUACAAAUCCAAAGAGCUACGACAAUGUAGAUUCACUGCUAAUUCUUUUGGAACAGUGCAAGAGACAACAGCUGCAACGUGAUGAACAGCCGUUCAUACGGGAAGUUAUAGGAACUCCCGAAAUGCGAUGUGUCUUAGGGUUUGAUUGGCAGUUGCAUGACGUCGCCACAUUUUGUACAGAUCCGAACAAUGUUGUGCUGCACCCCGUGAACAAUAUUGUUAACAAGUUGUUCCGAGUUGUUCAAUCAUCAAUAUUGUUGCAAGUUGAUAACAUGAUUGUCAACAAGUUGCAACAACGUUGAUGGUUCAACAACAUUGUUAACAAUAUUGUUCACGGGGUGCAGCACAACAUUGUUCGCUCCUGUUGUGAACAACUUGCAUCAACAUGAUGAUUUUUACGCGUGUAAGCGAGGAAAUCUUUUGUGUGAAAAUCUGCGCACUAGUAUAUGAAAAUCAGAAAUUUUACAGCUGGUUUUCAAAUUCAAAUCUAUUAACAUAACAUUAACUUUUCGCCAAAGGACUUCUCGACGCCGAUGACGAGGACGACCUUCGAGCAAAACUACUCUCUUUAAAAGAAGUGUGGAACUCCAACGAACAACAGUACCUUCCAGAGGGGAAAACACCCAUCAGUAGUAGCAAGCAAAGCUGCUUGUUUAUAUGCAUGUACUUUUAGUUCAUGGUGUCUAACAUUACCUUCCACAUAUUUAUAGGUGGAAAUGAUGAAUGAGAGUAUGUUGAAGGAAGCUCGCAGGAAUGCUGGUUUGGGUGAUCCCCCUAUUCCAUAUUAUACGAACAUUCCCGAGUCCGCUAACGCUCUUAUAAAACGCGGUGUUAAUUUUCGACAAAACGAAAUUGCAGAUUUUUGCCAUGAGAUGGGCAUCUUACUCUCUCGACAAAAAGAGGAUGUGGAUUCCGCAGUUAUUAAUAAGGGUCCUUACCGUUUGGCACCUGCUUUUUCCUCCUUUGAAGUGUCACAAAGUGAUUGGUUUAAGAUGAAUACAAAACAACGGGAAGCGCAUCUAAAAAGAUUUCAUGCGAAAAGAAUGUCGAAUGAAGCAAAUAUAGAUUGCAUCCCCUCAACAGGUCGUGAUAACACAGAUGACGCAUGUUCAGACGUACCUCCUCCAGCGAAGCUGGUCCAACUUUCAGUCGAUCUGGGAGACGAAAGUAUCAGAUCUGUCCAACCGGCUGUCUUAACCUCCAUCACCGAAAAGGCUGAAAAACUCUUGAAUUGCGAAGGUUCAAUUGUUUGUGCUCCAGGCACGUCCGAUAAGAUCGCCUAUAUGGUGGAAAGCCAGACAUCGAAAAGACCGCACUAUGUGGAUGUAUGCAAAAACGGGAAAGUGACUUGCGAAGAGUGUCCAGCCUGGAAAGCGUCCAAGAUCUGUUCACAUGCUAUUGCUGUUGCAGAGAAAGUAGGUGUAACUGCAAAGUACUUAAAGUGGCUUCGCGAAAAAGGUCCUGCGAGAAUGAACGUAACCGCUAUGAUGACUUUCGACAGCAGCAGUGGUACUGGAAAAAAGGGAGGUAAAGCAGCCACAGCUCGACGCAAGGGUGGUAGAACUGCUAACCAACCGGAGGUCACAACCAUUAUUGAUCGGUCGUUUUAUGGGAAUGCCGGUAAUUUGUCUUCCGAUGGAUUAUCAGUCUCAACAGCCUCCCAGAUUCCAUCAUCUCCAGUUCUACCACCUCCCGUGGCUUUCCCUGGACCUUCACAGAUGGCGUCUUCUCAAACACUACCACCCUCCAUGGCUUUCCCUGGACCUUCACAGAUGGCGUCUGCUCAAACACUACCACCCUACCACCCUCCGUGUCUUUCUCUGGACCUUCACAGGUGCCGUCUGCUCAAACACUACCACCCUCCGUGGCUUUCCCUGGACCACCAACACCGAAGGUAGGAGAAUUUAUUUUAUAUCUCUUGCAGUUUUGCUCACCUAUG
This is a messenger RNA of Paramuricea clavata, 7087 nucleotides long. The record is from the annotation of a GenBank genome assembly. NCBI's taxonomy places the organism in Eukaryota, Metazoa, Cnidaria, Anthozoa, Malacalcyonacea, Plexauridae.